Molecule: messenger RNA, 2121 nt
Organism: Fusarium proliferatum ET1
Lineage: Eukaryota; Fungi; Ascomycota; Sordariomycetes; Hypocreales; Nectriaceae
Exons: 3
Coding region: 1-2121 (706 amino acids)
Cellular component (GO): cytosol
Molecular function (GO): FMN binding; flavin adenine dinucleotide binding; NADPH-hemoprotein reductase activity
Source: RefSeq, a predicted model, not a curated record
AUGGCUGAUAUCGACAUCAUGACCAACGAGUCCAUUCUGGACGAAGCUCUUCUCACAACAGAGUCUCCCGUCAUUGACUCAACAGACUUAAUCGUUCUUCUUUCUCUGCUCCUAGGAGCAAUUACAUAUCUCUCCAAUGGCAAAAUAAGGAGCUUCUUCUUUCCUAAACCUACCGCAGCAGCUGAGGAAACAGCUUCGAAAGAAGACAGUCUUCGAAGCAUCUCUCACAUCUGCAACACCACUGGCAAGAACUGCAUCAUCUUCUACGGCUCGCAAACUGGCACUGCAGAGAACUAUGCUCAGAAACUAGCGAGAGAAGCUAGUUCACGCUACGGCCUUGAUCCCAUGGUCGCUGAUCUUGAAGAGUAUGACUACAAUGAUCUCUCAGAAUUGUCAGAGCAGGUCGUUCUAAUGUUUGUACUUGCUACGUACGGCGAGGGUGAACCUACGGAUAACGCUCAGGACUUUUAUACAUACAUAACUGGCGGUGAAGAUGGAGAUCAGCCGAAAGUUGAUCUCCAGAACGUCAAGUAUGUCGCUUUCGGUUUGGGGAAUAGCACAUAUGAGCAUUACAACGCUAUGGUGAGACGUGUUUCGAAAGCGUUGGAUGGCCUUGGUGCGAAGAAUCUUGCUAGUAUUGGGGAGGCUGAUGACGCAGCUGGGACGACGGAAGAGGACUUUUUGGCAUGGAAGCAGGAUAUGUGGUCGAAUCUUGUUCAAGAGUUUGGGCUCCAGGAGAGAGAUUUUGCUUAUGAGUCGACAUUUGGUGUUCUGGAAAGAGAUGAUCUGGAUGCGAGCUCGCCUGGUAUGUUUCUCGGCGAAGCAAACUCGGAUCAUCUUGAUACCAGCUCGACCAACCGCCAGUUCAGCAACACGAACCCUUACGUCGCUAGCAUCACGGAGUCUCGCGAGGUAUUCACUUCCAAGGAUCGGAACUGCAUUCACAUGGAGAUCGACCUCGGUGGCUCGGGUCUAUCUUAUGAGACUGGUGAUCACGUCGCUAUCUGGCCUACCAACUCAGAAGCUCAAGUCACGCAACUUCUCAGCAUUCUUGGGUUAACAGAGAAGAAGGAUACGGUUAUUUCUAUUGUUAGUCGGGAAGCAACUGCAAAGCCACCCGUUCCUACACCAACGACAUAUGCUACCACGCUGCGAUAUUAUCUUGAGAUUGCUGGACCUGUGUCUCGAGAGUUCAUCAACGUCAUUGCUGCUUUUGCACCUACCGACGCUGCAAAAACAGAAGCGACGAAGCUCGGUAGUGAAAAGGUGUACUUCAACGAAAAGAUCAGCCAGAAGUGCCUUUCACUUGCUCAAGUGUUGAGUAUGCUCAGUGGGGGUCAACCAUGGACUAAGCUGCCCUUCUCAGCUGUCGUCGAAGGACUUAGCAAACUUCAGCCUCGAUACUACUCCAUCUCCUCAUCAUCACUCGUCCAACCCUCCACUGUUUCCAUCACUGCCGCCGUUGAAUCAGCCGAGUUUCAAGGUCGACCUGAUGUCUUCAAGGGCGUAGCUACGAAUUACCUUCUCUCACUCAAACAGGCUCAGAACCAAGAGUCUCAAUCACAAGAGUAUCAACUAAACGGCCCUCGUGAGAAGUACGCUGGUUUCAAAGCGCCCAUUCAUCUUCGCAAGUCAAACUUCAAGCUUCCCAAGGAUUCAUCCCGACCUGUCAUCAUGAUCGGUCCGGGAACUGGUGUUGCUCCAUUCAGAGGUUUCGUACAAGAGCGAGCUGCGUUGAAAAAGCAGGGGAAGGAUGUUGGAAAGAACUUGUUGUUCUUUGGAUGUCGGCGACGGGCUGAAGAUUAUCUCUACGAGUCAGAGUGGCGGGAACACAAGAAGACCCUCGGCGACGGCUUCGAUAUUCACACUGCAUUCUCAAGGGAGACCAAGCAGAAGGUUUAUGUGCAGCACCUCAUCAAGUCUCAUGCCAACGAAGUGAUGGACAUGAUUGACAACGGCGCGAUUAUCUAUGUUUGCGGCGAUGCGAAGCACAUGGCAAGGGAUGUCAAUUCUACCCUCAUCUCAAUCUGGGCCGAACAGCGGAAUAUCUCUGUUGAGAGUGCAGCGGAGAAGGUGAAGGGUCUAAGAGACACUGCGCGAUAUCAGGAGGAUAUCUGGUAA